AUGUGGGGAGGCGGCAAACUGAGCUACUUCGGGGGUCGUUUUUUAGGAGUGCUUGGGCCUGGUUGCAGGAGCUCACAAACCAAGGGUCCUCGCUUGAUCUCCUCGGCUGUUUAUUCAAAGAAUCAGCUCAGUUGGACUCUAGAAAUUAAACCAGGAGUUUUCAAUGAAUACAGAAACAUGUGGUUCAAAUCCUAUAGGAUGACCUUUUCCUGUUUGAAUAGAAUGAAAAGUUACAGGUACCCUUGGACAAGACUGUACAGUACUUCACAAAACACUGUGGACAGCAGUGAGGUCAAAACCUUCCUGGCCCUGGCUCACAAGUGGUGGGAUGAGCAAGGAAUAUACGCACCACUUCAUUCUAUGAAUGACCUGAGGGUGCCAUUUAUUAGAGACAAUCUUUUGAAAGUAAUUCCUAAUCACCAGCCAGGAAAACCUUUGUCUGGGAUGAAGAUUCUCGAUGUUGGCUGUGGUGGUGGAUUGUUAACUGAACCUCUAGGGCGGCUUGGGGCUUCGGUUAUUGGAAUCGAUCCUGUGAAUGAGAACAUUAAAACAGCACAGUGCCAUAAAUCAUUUGAUCCAGUCCUGGAUCAGAGGAUAGAGUACAGAGCAUGUUCCCUUGAAGAGAUUGUGGAAGACACUGCAGAAACAUUUGAUGCUGUCGUAGCUUCUGAAGUUGUAGAACAUGUGCUUGAUCUAGAGACAUUUUUACAGCACUGCUGUCAAGUGUUAAAACCUGGUGGCUCUUUAUUCGUUACUACAAUCAACAAAACACAACUGUCCUAUGCCUUGGGAAUUGUUUUUUCAGAGCAAAUUGCAGGUAUUGUACCAAAAGGUACUCAUACUUGGGAGAAGUUUGUUUCACCCGAAAAGCUCGAGAGCAUUCUGGAACCAAGUAAGUAUUAA
This is a messenger RNA of Propithecus coquereli (Coquerel's sifaka), 903 nucleotides long. It is a transcript of the gene COQ3, whose product is annotated as coenzyme Q3 methyltransferase. Bases 1 to 903 code for a protein of 300 amino acids. NCBI's taxonomy places the organism in Eukaryota, Metazoa, Chordata, Mammalia, Primates, Indriidae. Gene Ontology annotation, molecular function: 2-methoxy-6-polyprenyl-1,4-benzoquinol methyltransferase activity. Gene Ontology annotation, biological process: ubiquinone biosynthetic process. The record is from RefSeq and is a predicted model, not a curated record. The transcript has 6 exons.